Messenger RNA from Gloeophyllum trabeum ATCC 11539, 765 nucleotides. RefSeq lists its product as uncharacterized. Bases 1 to 765 code for a protein of 254 amino acids. The transcript is spliced from 3 exons. Lineage: Eukaryota; Fungi; Basidiomycota; Agaricomycetes; Gloeophyllales; Gloeophyllaceae. The record is from RefSeq and is a predicted model, not a curated record.
AUGAAGUCCAAUGCUGGGAUGGACGUCCACACUGUCCUUGACGACUCGCCGAUUUAUCGGAGAACGAGUCUUGCCGUGAUACCUGCCCUUUGUGUGGCUGGAGCUUUUACCAUACUGCUACACAGGAAUUACCAAGCUUACCUUUCCUUGGGUCCCGGAGGACUGCCGUUGAAUCCCUGGGGUUGGUUAAUUUCCACACUCGUCAAACCGCUCGGCAGAGAAACUCUCAGUACGACCGAAUACGACGGGGCCGACAGCUUUGAGAGCUGCCUCGGAGAAUCUUCCAGUAUACCAUACCGAUCUGGUCCUCGUCCUCGGACGGGAUGGCAUUUUCUGCCUCAGCGACAGCUCGAUCAAAUACCUGACGAGGCCGUUAAACAGAAACUGCGAGAGCUAAUGGAUCGGUUGGCGAAAGAGUACGAGAAGACCGUAGCAGUGAUGCCCUCGCCACACGAGAAAGUGGACAAUGCUUUGAUCAUCCGAGGAACUCCGCCACACAAGAUCGCAUCCGAUGCCCAAAGCGAAAUCUUGCACCUUCACGCGUCCAGUGACUUCUCUGUGCAUGCGAUACUGUCGUCUAGAGACUGCAAGCUUGUUAUCGAGCGUGGAUGGGGCGAACGGCAUCCCUUGAGUGGUGUGCUUGGAAAUGUCCCGCGUCAGUUCCUCAUGGUCUACGCACCCAGGAAUGACGAAGAGUUCGCUGUAGUAGAGCGCAUCCUGAAGGCAUCUAUCGAAUAUAUGACGAAGCGGCACUCAAAUUCUUGA